This is a messenger RNA of Cydia fagiglandana, 1525 nucleotides long. RefSeq lists its product as uncharacterized. The coding region runs from base 47 to 667 and encodes 206 amino acids. The transcript is spliced from 2 exons. The record is from RefSeq and is a predicted model, not a curated record. NCBI's taxonomy places the organism in Eukaryota, Metazoa, Arthropoda, Insecta, Lepidoptera, Tortricidae.
AAAUGAUUAUAUUUGCCAUCUUCAUUUUAAAGAAGAAAAUAUAAAUAUGUACGAAAAGUUAACUAUUAAAGGAGAGCUCAAAUAUAUUCCUACACAAAGAAAAACGCUUAAGGAAGAAGCUGUGCCCACGAUUGAGCAUCAGUUUAUUCCCAUUCCCGAACAUGAACUCCAAGCCAAUACUAUUCACAUAGAGGAAUCUUUCGAACCAUACCCCAAUCAACCUAAGGCCGAGCAGCAACAACAAAUCAAUGCCGAGCAACAGGAAUUAUCAGAAGAUCAAAAUGAUUCUAAUAAUUUAAUGGAUUAUGAAAUGAUACAACAGGACUUUGCGGAACCAUUGUUUAGUCAAUAUCAGGAUACUAAUGUAACAAUUAAUCCAAUAGAGAAUUUUAAAAGUAAGUUUCGGGCAUUUUCGUUGUUGCCGCCUUUUUGGCUACAUGCAGAAAAUCCUAAUGGGCUGGAAUUUAUGCGAAUGGAUCCAAAAACUCAGAAGAUUAAACAUCAUAUACGUUUAAACGAUGAUCUAACUGUCACUGUAAUUUUUCCCAAUAAUGAACAAUUGCCACUAAAGGAGAAAAUUAAUUCAUAUGACAACACCUACGAUUACUUAAAAUCGGUUGAAAGAUGGCCUUUGUGCGUUGGUACUCAGAUUGACGACAAUAAGUAAGUUUUGGUAGAUUGUUAACCAAGGGAUGAACGCAGUGAGAGUAUAGUCCGAGGCUAAAAUGAUGCCAUUCACCCGAGUUAAACACUCUACUUUUCAUUUCGAAUACGAGGAACCUAGCCCCAAAGCUUGUACUAUGGGUGUAGGCGAUAAUACAACUGUUUGCAGUCGUCUUAUGAAUAUAUAUACCAUAAUGUAACAGUUGUAUUUAAAAUAAAAGGAUAACUCGUAAGCCUAAUAACUUUGAUUUUAUUUAACAUUUUUGUCAUUAAAAAUAUUGUAUGUAACGGUACAUUAAAUAGGUCUUAAUUCUUGAACCUAUCCUAUUAAAACUCGACUUUUAUGUGUAUUUUAAGAACCCUUAUUAUGUAGGUACCUGUAGAUUAAAGCACUAUUUAUACAUAAACAAUGGUACAGGAGAAUAAUAAAAGAUAAAAACGAAUUUAUCUAAUAUAUAAUUACAUCAAUUUUCAGAUUUUGUAAAGGUGUGAUUAUUGGUGAUGAUACUUACGAAAGAAAUCAACAGUACCCAAGAUGUAAAUCUUGUCGAAUAUUACGAAAUCGUUUGCAGAACCGUAAUUCCACUUCAACUCUAUUACAAAAAAUGGCAGAAGCUAAACGGCGCGCUUCAAAUCUUGUACAUAAAUGCAAGCGUCUGAAGAGGACGGUAAGUCUUAUGCCGGCUACAUACGUAACGAUAAAUCGUUGCGAUAAAACUGUGCAGUCCGACUGUGCAGAUAAAUCGAACCGUGUGUAUGACAAAUCGUUACGAUAAUCGACAAUCGGACAAUCGGACUGCACAGUUUUAUCGCAACGAUUUAUCGUUACGUAUGUAGCCGGCAUUAAAGCCGUAACAGACUA